Suillus fuscotomentosus is the source of this 797-nucleotide messenger RNA. Its product is annotated as pyrroline-5-carboxylate dehydrogenase rocA. Bases 384 to 797 code for a protein of 137 amino acids. The transcript is spliced from 4 exons. Lineage: Eukaryota; Fungi; Basidiomycota; Agaricomycetes; Boletales; Suillaceae. Gene Ontology annotation, cellular component: mitochondrial matrix. Gene Ontology annotation, molecular function: L-glutamate gamma-semialdehyde dehydrogenase (NAD+) activity. The record is from RefSeq and is a predicted model, not a curated record.
CAGCUGUCAGCUGUAUACCUUGGGCUUGUCAAAGAACAUAUCAUAAAAUACCUUGGUGCGUGACAGACCACAUACCAGCAACUGAAUUGAAUGUCCUGGACCAUUAGAAAUCUCAUGCGCUAUCGCGAGUGUUGGACCGAGGACGUGAGGCCAGUCCGUGUAAGGGUGUCAUACAGAAACGAAACCCGAACGACCGUAGUGUCCAUACCGGUAUAGAAGAUCCAGUGGUAUUAUAUAGAUGCGCAUUAAGCUAACUACCACUACGUCUGCUGCCGGUCGCGCCAUUCUAGCGGGGUGACCUGUGUUGGCGUCAGUCACUGAAUAAUCUCGCAGAGGUCGUCCGGCUCAUGACAACAUAAUUGGCUUCAUCCAGAAAGUCAACGAUGAGGCAGGGGAUGUUCUUAUCGGAGGCACCGGUGAUGACUCCAAGGGCUACUCCGUACAGCAUUCUAACCAAAGAUCCUGAAUCAAUCACCAUGAAAGAAGAAAUAUCUGAUCCUGUCAUCACUGUUUAUGUAUACGACGACGCGAAUUAUGAGAAGACUCUGGAACUCAUCGAUAACAUCUCGCCUAAUACACUGACUGGCUCUAGGAGGGUCGCACUUAAGGUCUCUGUGAUAUGCCUACGCAACACUGCUGGCAACGUCUGUUACCACGAAGAAUGCACUGGCGCGGUCGUGUGUCAACAACCCUUUGGAGGAGGACGAUCGAGUGAAACUAACGACAAAGCCAUCUUCUACCAGUUCCUUUCGGCGAGACGCAUCAAGGAGAACUUCGUGGACCCGGAGGACUUCUAA